AGUCGCAUCGUGACCGUCAUUCGCAUACGGUGUGUGCAUAUCGCGUGUAACACACACGGAAAAACCGACAGGAAGGUUUUUGACUCUCUCACUAAAAAAUUCACCACCCCCGCUGUGGUGCGGCGUUAUAGAAGGGAUUUUCCCGCAGAAUUCACAGUGCUCCCGUGUGAUUUCACCACGCCCUCGUUUAGAUGUGAAUUGCCAGGAAAAAUCAGCCAGAGUCAAGGGCCUAUGAAGUGAGCUUUUUUUUUUUUUGAAGCGGAGGCCCCUCUCACACAAAUACUCCCGUAGAGCCACAUUCUGCGGAGAUUUAAAUUGUAUUUCCCAGUGUGAAUUAUGGACUUUGCGAUACUAUUGACCACAUCGUGUAUGUAGCGUGUCAAAAUUGAGGAUAUCAGUGUGAUUUAUAUGUAGCAAUUGUGUGGCUUUUUGGGGAGUGCCAACGACUUUUUCCCAUCAACCCCAUAGGACCCUGGGAUCAAACCCGUACCAACUCUUCGGAUUACAAUUUUCUCUCGUGUGUGCUGUAGCCCGUCUGCAAGGAGCGGAAGAAACCGGAGAAGGAAGAGUGUGUGUGUGCUACCAAAGGGGGAGGUGAAAGCUAAAAAGACGUUAAAUCUCGAUGAGAGGAUUUUCAUUGUAAGAGGGGGCGGGUGAAUUUAAAUGCUUCCUUCUUGGCGAUAAAUCAAUUGAAAUCGGUGAAUCUAUCAAUAAUGUGGCGGACAACGAACCUCAAUCGGAUAUCGUUUAUCUUCACGCUGACACUGAUCUCCUUACUUGGAUGCCGUCAAAUUGAGGCACUCCACCUGACAGACAUCUCUGUACCGAGGGUAGCCGAUGUGCGGGACACGGUAACACUUUCAUGCACGUACAACAUGGGAAAACACAAGCUCAACUCUGUCAAGUGGUACAAGGAUGGAAGUGAAUUCUUUCGCUAUGCACCAAUGAUGAUUCCUCCAAUCAUGACAUUCCCCGUGGUUGGUGUCACCCUGCCGAAAGAUCAGACGUUUCUAUGCACAAAAAAUACAUGUAGUGUAAUAUUGGAUCAGCUGGAGCCGAGGACAAGUGGGUCGUAUCGAUGUGAAAUCUCAGGAGAUGCUCCGGAAUUCAAAUUAAUCAGUGAGACUGGAAAUAUGACGAUUGCAGCUCUACCCCGGCACGAUCCAAUCAUCACUGGUGUUAACCACAGCUACGAAGAUGGUGACUUUUUGCUGGCCAAUUGCACAUCCGACAUGUCAAGUCCACCGGCUAUGCUGUCGUGGUACAUCAACGAUGAGAAAGCACCACCGGAAUACCUCCAACCGCUCCGUGAGACAACGAUGGAGUCGGAUGGUUUUCAAUUACGCUUCCGGAGUUUGGAGCUACGGUUUCAUGUAGAUAAGGCACGGCACGCAAUUGUGCGAAAUAGCAUGCGACUCAAGUGUCUGGCCCGUGUUGAGCAGAUCCCAGCAGCUACGCGGGAGUCAAGUAUCGUUGUGUACAUCACGUCACAGGAUGACUUAACCAAUCAAAAGUUAAUUAACUAUUGGACUAAUUCGGGUCACCGCAAAUUUACGGCUACACCACAUCUCUACGUCUCACUAGCGCUACUUGUGUGUCUCAUGUUGGCAACGAGAUAGUGUAUUAAAUAUUAAAAAGCCCAGAUACUGUGCUGAAUACAGUGAGAUUGGGGCUGGGGUGCACCCUCCCCCCAAGAAAUGUUGAGGGGUCUUGUACCACCACCACACACCCCUGCAACAAAAUGUGCUCAAGUUGAGGCCCAUCUGAAAAGUCAGCAGGAGCCAUGUACUAUCUGGGGCGAUGAAGUCAUGUAUUUGUAAUAAAGAUUUAAUGAGAAAACGUUGGUUAGCUGAUUUAAUAUUACACAGACACAUAUAUUUACUAAAGAAAAAAAAACGUACUGUGUAUUAAAUUUUGUAAAUCUCUUAUUUAGUUCUUAAUAUAAGUGGCCUUAUUAUUUUCACGUUUGCUCACGGCGUGAUGUGUUCUUAACAGAGAUUAUGGGUCCUAAAAUUAGGUGAGAAAAUUUUGAAGAAUUUCCCUUUUAGGAAAUUUCAAGGAAAAAUCAUUUAGUUGACCGAAAAUUGCGAAAGGAAAUAAAUCCGGAGGCCCCUAGUACAACCCGGCGUCUCCACUGUUUUUAUUUACUUGUCAAUUAAACCACCAGGCGUCUCCAUCUUUAAGUAAAUUUAUUUUCAAGCAAGACAUGGAUGCUGUUAUAUUUAAUUUUACUUUAUUUAACGUAUUUGGGAACCAGGCGUCGUGAAAAAGCUUUAUAGGUAAUCUUGAAUUACAGUAAAUUCCUUCAAUUAUUUUUCAGAAGCUUUCGGCUUUUUCAGAAAUUUUUAAAAAAAAAAAUGAAAGGAUAAAAUAUAAAUUAGUGAAGAAUAAUUCUGUUUUUUUUCAGCCUCCUCAAAUGAAAGCUCAGAAAAGGAUAAAAGCUAAAAUUCUUGAAAAAUCUAAAUAAACUGACAAUCUUAGAAGAACUCUUUUUUUUCAAUCUUUAAUAUGCUAUCUUUAAUUGUUGUUUUAAAAAAAAAUUAAAAAUUCAAACCAAAAAAAAACUUGUGUCUUUUUUUAAAAAGGAAUUUGAAUAUAAAAAAAACUUUUAUCUCUUAUUUCGCUCAAAGUUUUUCAAUUAAUCAAAUUAAAUAUUCAGAGUAAAAUAUUUCAAAGUUAAAAAUUUCUUCCUUUGUAUUUUAUUUCAUCAAAAUAAUUAUUUUAUUCAAAAUGUUUGCUAAAAGGUCUGCAAAAUAUAUCAUUUUAUCAAAAGCUCGAAGAGGAAAACGUAAAUUUUCGAAUUUAUCAACACACACAGAUUAAUUCAUUGCAUUCUAGUGGGGGAAGGGGGUGGGUGAACUAAUUUAUUACGAUGAAUUGGAGUAAAUUUAUAAUGUGAAUUAAUAAUGAAAUUGAAAUUGCAUGUAGAAACUCCAUUUUGAUUCAUCAAAUUUCAAUCAAACGACUUUCGAUGAAAUUAGUCAACAAGUUAAAUUAAUUUUUGGGUAUUUUGGGUUUGACGCAACGGCUCGGUCAUUGGCACUGACACAAAAUUAUCCCCAUAUUUGGGGGGUGCAUUUCAACUUCAGUGCUGCUUUAUUGAAAUUCACUUCUAAAUUCAACUCAUCCACAUCACUGGGUCCAUGUGGAAUGUGUGUGUACGCGCGCUCUGUUCGCGCGAAUAAAUUCAAUUUAAAUAUUUCAUCAUGAUACAUUAUCAAUUUGCAUCCACUUUUUCAAACGAAAGGCAUUUAAUCAAAAUUUGAUUCCACGUAAUCCACACACACACAGCCCAAAAAGAACGUAGAGGUUCACUCUCUCAUUGUAUGUGGGUUGGAUUCAAAUAUUGAUUUACAGGAAAAAGGACUAACAUACGGAAAACUCACGAGAUGUUAAUUCAAUAUUCAGGGAGAUUUUUCAUUUUCAUUUUUUUUUUGGGUAAAGUAAAUGCUCUGAGAGGAAAAUUCUGAAAAAUUUUCUCACUCUCUGUAUCUCUGUGUGGACCCAAAGGCGCUUUUCGCGGAAUUUUCCAUCUGCUGGAGUGACGUAUAUAUAAUUAAAUUUUCCCCGAUAAGAAAAGAAUGAUGAGACAAGGUCAGCGUGGGAAUAUUUGAAAGAAGAAAAAAAAUGUAAAAUUACAAAAAAAAAACAUUACAGAGUUGUAAUAUUUAAAUGUAUAACAUAACGCAUAUCAUCGUCAAAUCCUUAUUGAGAGAAAAAGAAAAUUAAAUUAUUAAUUUCCUAAUGAAUGGCAGAAAUCUUAGAAGAGAAUGAAAAAUUAUAUAGUAAAAAGAAAAUAUAACGACACAACCACAUGAAUUGUUCUUUAUCCGGCCGAAUGUUGAAUUUAGUGGAAAAAAAAACUUUGAAUUUACGCAUUUAUUGUAAAAUUAAGUAAAAACUAAAUGUAUUUGCAAAAAAAAACACCACAACUCUAUUUUCAUGUAUAAAAAGAACUUUAAAAAGUAUCUUUAAUAAAAAUUAAAUUAAAAAAAAAUUGCCCCAUAGAGGGGAAUAAGAAAAAAAAACUACUUAAUAUAUUUAAUUUUUAGUGCAUAGUCCCUGAUUGAGAAAAAAAAACAAGUGGAAAAGAAAAAAUGUUGUAAAUAUUCACAGAGGAUGAAUUAUGUCAGCAGUACGAAAAAGCUCCUAUAAAUGCAAAGAGAAAGAGAAUAUAAAUCAAAGAGUAUUAUAUAUACAUGUAAAAGGUAGCGAAAUAUGUAUAAUGGCAAUUCAGAUAAAAAAGAGAACAUUAUAGAAAAAUUAAUGUAUAAAGCAUAAAAAUGAAAGAGAAAUUAACUUUAAAAGCCCUAUUUGAACUUUUUUUUUGUGUUGAAACACCCAAAAGAGCGAUAGUAAAACAGAGAGAAAAAAAAACCCAUAAUCGUUGUACAUAUAGGUGAAAGUGAAAAAUCAAAAUUGAAUUCCAAAAUGUAAUUAAAGAAAAAAAAACAUUAAAUAGUGCAUAAACACACAAAAUUGUAUUGAAAUUAAAUAUUUAAAACUAAACAACAAAGAAUGAAUUUAAAACCUUAAAAAUGAAAAACAUGAAAAGUCAAAAUAUACACGAAAAUUUUGCACUAAUUACAUGAUGAAACAUUUACAUAGUUGUAUUACAUAUUACGGCAUUUUAAGGGGGCGGGGUGGAGAGGUCGGCAUGACGAUGAACGUGCUGAAGGCCCCAACAAGGGAUCCCUCAUUCAUCCACAAAAACCCAUAUAUAAGCAGAAAGUGAGAGAGACCCAAAUCAAAAUUGUAAUAUCCCUUGUGGUGCAGAAGAUGAGGAUGUUCAGUCAAUAAAUUAUUCAAAACACACACAUAAAAAAUAAAAAUUCACACAGACACAACACCAUGAAAAUUAAGAAAUAAUAUAUAUGCGGAGAUAAAACAUCAAACUUACCAUGACUAGUUAAAUUUACCACUGAAUGUACUAAUGUAUAAUCAUAAAUUUUAACAAAAAAAAAGAGAAAAUGAAUUGAAGAAGAAGAAAAAAAACCUAAAUGAUAAUCUCCAUGACACAACUAAUAGAAUUGAUAUUUUUAUGUUACAUAAAUUGAACCUUUAAAUAAAUCAUUUUAAAAAAUCUCA
Molecule: messenger RNA, 5088 nt
Organism: Lutzomyia longipalpis
Lineage: Eukaryota; Metazoa; Arthropoda; Insecta; Diptera; Psychodidae
Exons: 5
Coding region: 714-1619 (301 amino acids)
Source: RefSeq, a predicted model, not a curated record